Messenger RNA from Diachasma alloeum, 2146 nucleotides. RefSeq lists its product as uncharacterized. NCBI's taxonomy places the organism in Eukaryota, Metazoa, Arthropoda, Insecta, Hymenoptera, Braconidae. The record is from RefSeq and is a predicted model, not a curated record. Bases 866 to 1330 code for a protein of 154 amino acids. The transcript has 3 exons.
UUUCCCCGCUGCGUUGUUUAUCCGAACAAAACUACAUUUUCCAUAGCGCCCACGUCGCCGUAUCUGCCUCUAAAAAUCCAAAGGAACUCCACGAGCACGUGCAAUCGGCCCAUUGAUCCCAGUGUUUACCCAGUAACGUGCGAAUUGUGAAAAUAACGUGGAAAAGAGGAAGUCAACGCUGUUGGGAUCGAGCUGGCAGUAGAGCAAGUGCCGCUUGCUACAGACUCGCUGACGCAUGCGCCCGCGGAACGCGGCAAAUUGGCGUGUUCGAUCAUAAACAUUAUUUCUCCCGGCACCGGAAGAAAACUGUCGGAUAAUUUGCCCAGUAAAUAUUUAAAAAGUGAAGGCAGUCUUCAUCAUGCAAACAUCAUAUUUAAUUAUAGUCAAGAGGGUAACGAGUAAAAUUAAUUAAUAAGCGGUUAAUUAACCGCUGUGAGCCCCUUGGAAUAUCGCGGCUUGAUUAAUUAUUCAAAUGAACUCUGGCUGAAUUAAAAUCCCUGGCGUAACAAUUGCAUCGCAACGACAGGAUCAACUAUUCCAUAUUCAAAAGAUCGGAAAAUCUCUUCCCCAUUCUCGCCGAUACACCGCUGCAUGCCGGGAUAACCUUGACAUUUCAUUGUGACGUGAUCACGUUUAUUUUAGAAAGGUACUCGAAGAGUUAACGGUAUGGCGCAGGUUUAGAACAGCAGAAUCCAAGCUGAGCAAUUUCUUUCGCACCCUUUCCCCUCGCGAAGACCCGAGAACCGUUUCCCCGGGGAGAUUCAAAUGAUUUUGUUACAAGUGCCUGGAGUACGUUUGUAAGAUUUAUCGAGACUAGUCACAGGCUGGGGAAGGGGCGGUUUUAGGGGCUCCUACCGGUUCCCGAAUGAUCAGCAUUUCUAGAGCAAUUGAGAGAACUGCUCACCAUGGAAUUCCGGUGAGGUAUUUAUCAUCCGGUGGGAAACCGAUGGCUUCUGAGGUCUUAACGAGCUACCUGAUGCAGACCAAAGAGCCACCGUGGACCUCGUACUUCGUGAGGUACACAGAUGUCGUCAAUGAUCAACGUGGCAUGUCACACUUCAAUUGGCCAGCGGGAAGUAGCAACUACCACGUACUCCGUACAGGUUGCUUUCCCUACAUCAAAUAUCAUUGUACAAAACGUCCGAAGGAGGACCUCAGUGUCGAUGACAAAUUCUACAAGGCGAUCAAGAUAAUUAACCUUGGUAUUCCUCUUCUGCUGUACGGCCUGGCUGCAACCCAAUUGAUAAGACACGAGGAGAUCGUUAAAACACCCAGGGGCGAGGUUAAAAUUUAUUUUCUACUUCCUGAAGAUAAAGGGUCUCGGCACUGAGAAUCAAGACUGAAGAUUGGUCUAGUGUUUGCUCGAGGUUUUUGUAUUCGGGGGUAUUCAGAUGUUGAGUGAAAUACAAGAUUUUGAACAGGAAAUUGGGGGAAUUCGUGUGGAUUUCCGGAUUAAACCUUUGGAGGAGGAGAAGUUUGCUUGUUGGGGCAAGGGACACGACUUUCUAGAGACAUCGGGAGUAUUGAGGAUACCUUGGGGGCUUCGUUUAGAGUCUCUGAAAGGUCACUGAUAUUUAUUACCCAGCUCGUUAAGUUAUUGAUCGCAUGCCAAUUGAUUGGGUUGUUAAUUAGCGCGAUUAUUCAUUCGAUAUUGAAACAGUUUUUUAGACCUCGUGUUUCAAUUAUUUAGAGAAUAUUGAUGAGAGCGCGGAGAGGAUUUUUUUGGGGAGUUUUUAAUUGGGAGUGAGUGAAAAAUGGGGAGAAAACGUGGAUUUGCCUCUUUUAUUCCGGAAUUUCCAUCGCGCUGAAUAUCAAAUUUCUAUUGAAAUUAUAUUAUUUGUAAGCGAUCUUAUAUAAUUUAUGUGAAGGGGACUCAGAGGAUUUGGGAAUAUAGUGGACACUAACUAGAAUAACUAAAAUUUGGUGAUAGAUUUUCAAAAGAUUGAAAAUGGGCCCCUGAAAAUCACUGACAUUUCCCUAAAAAUUUAUGACAAUGUCCCUAGAACAUUGAAUUUUUUUUUCUCUGUGUGAAAUUGGAUUGAAGAAGAGGAAUCGUCCAACUGGAGUUACAAGUCCAUUUCCUCAGAUUAUUUUGAAAUUUGUCAAGUUCAAUUGAAUAAAGUGAAUCUGAUGUAUUUGAAGUAAA